AUGCCGGAUAAAUCGAAAAGACCAACUUCUAGCUGCUCUGGAAAACCGCAAGCACUAAAAAAGAAGACAGUCACAAAAGAGUUAAAAGACUCUGAACGAAGCAGCGCAGAUAUAAAAGUAGCAGAACAGAUGAGUCUGCAGGCACUCGAUGGGAAGCCCGCAGAAUCCACGGAACAGGGGACCGUUGAACUUCAAGGAAGUGCCCAUGGAGGAGCACGCGAUGAAAGGGCGGUAGAAGAAUCAGACACUCCAGACCUGCUCUCGUCAUCGCCCAACCUAGAUGAAGCGACAACGUCCUCUCCAGUACUUGCGAGGCCAGGCUCGAGUCUUCUUCGGAUACGUACACAAAUAAGACAAGCGAAAGCUGCUGAAUCCAGGGACGCCUUAAAAGCCGUGUCCGAGACGGAGGAUACUGCUGACUCGGACGUCGACAGCGGAGACACAAACACCUCUCUGGACGCCUCCACACGAUCCAUUGGAGGAAAUCGAAUGCUUCUAAAUGAGUUGCCCAGACAUGCGAACGAAAUAUUCCAGCGAACUAAGGCAGAGUUAGAAAAGUCUAGCAACUUAAAAAGAGAAAUUCGAGAAAGUGUCGUGUCGGGGCUAUACAUAUUAUACGAAAUGGUCCUUAAACUAUCUGAUUCAAGAGUGCUGCACAUGCUUGAAUCUAACAAGCAGAAACUGAACACUUCCCGCGAGUCCGAAAGGCUCACGCAAAGACACGCGAGAUUCAUGCACGAAACCUUAGGACAGUAUGCUCUCUUAAAAGAAGACAUUAAGAAAUUACAGAAGGAAACGGAAUCCACCAGAUUAAUACUGUCUUACGACAUUUGUGAGGCUGUCACCGCAACAAAAAGAGAGGUUGUGAACGUAAAAAACGAAAUAUCCACAGGUCCUCCCAUUAAGGAUCAAAUCCAAGCCUUAACGGAGGAAUUUAAACUAUUUCGAGGUAACAUUGACUCUCUUUUAAAGCAAUUUCGGCAAGAAUCAGGCUCUACUCAUCUUGUUGAAGAGCUGAGAGAACUUCGUCGAGUAUUCAACGAAUACGGUCUGAGGAAGGAACCUACUCAGCCACCUUGCAGUCCUCUUACACAAGAUUUUCGCGAUCAGGAGAGUGUGGAACAACAACACCGAAAAACUGAACUACUCCACCAGCAAGUUGUUGACCUGAGAAUGCAACUAAAUGCGGAAGUAGCCGAAAUACGAGAGGAAAUUAAUUCUAUGUCCAAAGACAUCAAAGAACUAACUGUCGCUUCCUCUAACUCUCCGUUGCCCUCGGUUCAAGCAAACUUAGAAGAACUCAGAAGGGAAAACAGAGAGCUACGAGAUAUCACAGUGGACUCAGCAGCCCCAAUCCGACUAGCAAUAGAAAGCCUCAGGAAAGAGCUGAAAAACCAGUUAUAUGUCGGGGAAGCAGAUCUUUCAGAACAUAAAUGCAAAUCACAAGACCUUAAUGAUCAGGAACAAAAACACCACUCAACAUCGCAUAAUUACAGAACCCCCCCACUCACCUUCUCGGAAGUCCUGAGAAAACCACACUACCCAAUAUUGGUUGAAUCAAUUGACCCGAGAAGCACAAGUGAAGAUAUAAUAAAACAGGUUAAGAGCGGGAUCGACGUAGUCGAGCUGGGCAUAGGCGUAAUAGAACCUAUAAUCACGUACGCAGCAGGUAUUUGGGGCGGUGCUACCAAAUUCAAAAUAAUAAAAGACAAACUAAUAUCACUGCAGCGUGGUUUUGCCAUCAAGAUAAUCAGAGCUUUCAAAACAGUUUCCGCCUCUGCUGCAAUCUCGUUAGCCCUACUCACCCCCCUUCACUUAAAAGUAAUAGAAGUCGCCAACAUAGAAACAUCUAAAUUAACUGGAAAAACAGAGUUGUUACCUGAUGAUAUUGUCAUAGAGAAACCACUGACACCAUCACAACUUCUUCAUCCAGCUGACAGGAAAACCAUUGAAAUUAACAUGGCAACCACACAGGAAGACAUUGAUAAAAAUUACAAUAAUCAUACAACGAAGAUAUUCACAGAUGGGAGCAAGCAUAAUGAUGGUAGCACAGGUGCAGCAUUUGUAGUACAAAUUAAUGAUAAAAUAAAAAUACGCAAGAAGUACAAACUACAUCCAAGCUGUACUGUAUUCCAAGCGGAGCUUUUGGCUAUAGAAAGAGCAUGUAAAUGGGCUAUUCAAACAGGUGUCAAUAACCUCUCAAUACUUACGGAUUCACUUUCAGGCUUAAAGGAAAUACAAAACAAAGACAGUACAAAUCCAUUUGUAGUGUCCAUACACAAAUGUAUACAUCAAAUAUGUAACGCAGGAACAGGAACAAUUAACUUUAUUUGGGUAAAAGCACACAAAGGUUUGACCGGUAAUGAAGAAGCGGACUCAACAGCCAAACAAGCUGCUAGUUCGCACAGUAAAUAUGAAUACGACAACACUCCUUUAAGCUACUUGAAACACAACUUCAAACAAAUAACUUUAACUAAUGCCGAUUCAUACUACAAAGACUCUGUUCAAGGGCAAUAUACAAAAAGUAUAUGUCCUGAUAUUGAAUCAAUACAAAAUUUGUGGGAAGCCUUUAAACCCUCUUUUGAAUUUACGCAAAUUUUGACCGGUCACGGAUUCAAUCUAUCGUACCUGUACAGAUUUAAAAUUAAAUCAACUAAUAAAUGCCCAUGCAACGACAACUCUGAACAAACAUUCAAGCACUUAAUCGAAGAAUGUCCAAGAUACUCAAAUACCAGGAAUGAUCACAUAAUUACCUGUAACAACCUAAAUAUUACCGACGCAUUUAACAUAAAGAAAAUAAUAAGCAAGGAAUCUUCAGUCACUUCAUACACCAAACAUAUUAAAAAUAUUGUAAGAACACUUAAGGACUUCAACAGACACAUAACAUAG
Molecule: messenger RNA, 2889 nt
Organism: Parnassius apollo (apollo)
Lineage: Eukaryota; Metazoa; Arthropoda; Insecta; Lepidoptera; Papilionidae
Source: the annotation of a GenBank genome assembly